Molecule: messenger RNA, 2169 nt
Organism: Sporisorium graminicola
Lineage: Eukaryota; Fungi; Basidiomycota; Ustilaginomycetes; Ustilaginales; Ustilaginaceae
Exons: 1
Coding region: 1-2169 (722 amino acids)
Biological process (GO): regulation of transcription by RNA polymerase II
Cellular component (GO): mediator complex
Molecular function (GO): transcription coregulator activity
Source: RefSeq, a predicted model, not a curated record
AUGUACGGCAUGCAAGGGGUAAGCUGCUUCGUCGGCUCCGAAAUCCCCAUCGACGAUAAGAUUGAGGUGCUCGAAGCCAUGGCUGCUGCGCUUGGCAUCGAGCCUGCUUCCACCUUGCCUGAUCAAUCAUCAGAGACAAGCACUGCAGCCGGCAGCCCGGAAGUCGAAGCAACACUACCAACGCUAAGAAACCUCGUGAGGCCGUCCAAGAACGUUGCCGGCGUCGCUGGAGACGGCGUCGAGGUUGCAGAGGUGCUCGAGCCGACUCGGAUCGCCGUGGGCUGUCAAGGGUCCGUGGUGGAAGCGCUGCCGUCGUCGUUGACGCUAUGGGACAAGUCGAAAUUGUCAGCCGUCAGCGGGCAGAAGCACGUCGUUGCCAAGGUGCUGCUGACGGAUGCUUCGCCGGCGUGGCACAACGAAAUUGUUGCGUGGUUGGAGCGUAUUCGCGUCGCGUUUGAGACGCACGGGCUGGGCACGCACGUCGGUGACGGGCAAUCGAUCCUUGCCGUCGCGGACGGAUCGGAAUCUCUGGCGCUGUCGAGCUACCUGGAUCAUCUUUGGCAGGACGGCGAAUCGUGGCUCGAUACGCUGCGGUCCAUCUCGAGCCGCGUGGAGCUGGACCUGCUGCAGGGCAAGCAUGUGGUGGUGUACACGCUGCAGCCGCCCAACUCGGCAGCAUGUGCCGCGACGGGCUUUAACGGUCUGUUGCGGCUCGAGGCGGAUCUGAGGGCGAUGCUAAGUGAGAAAGUUGGUGUGCUUGCAGAGCAGCUGCUAGUGCGUGCUGUGUGCCCGUCGAUGAUGACCGAGAGCGGCAGUCUUGGUUUUGGUCAGCAGUCGCAGACGCUGAGGAGGCUGGCGUUUUCGGUGUACGAUCAGUUGCCAAGGCUGGUGCGUCGUCAGCCCGCCAAGGUGCUGCAUGGAAGGGAAGCGGGCCCGAUUUCGGCGGUGGUGCAGUUUCCUGCUUUUAGCCUCUCGACAGCACCUGCUCCGGGAGCGACCAAGGCAGAACGGACGAGUCUGUCGUUGGGGUGGCCGCAGGAGCCAGCAGCUGCGCUGGACGAGCAUCUGCUGCUGCAUAUCAGCUACCGAACAUGCCAGACGGGAUCGCGCGAGCAAGCCGAGCAAGCCGCCCGAGUGCAUCGCGGUGACAGCAACGCCUCGUCGAUUGCUGACAAUGUGCUUGGACUGGGCAGCUUCUCGGAUGGUGACCAGGCUUCAUCGACGGCCCUAGAGCGCAUUGUGCUGGUGAGCGCCGUCGACGAGCGGGGUGGAUCAAGCACAGUGGAUGCGCUCGGUGCCAACGAUAGCGGCGACUCAAGCAUCGAAGCGUGCGUGGAGCGCGUUUGGCGAUUUGCACUGGCCGAAGCAAGUCGUGCGCGCGUGCGGUGGCGUCUUGCCAUCUCGAGCGCCUUUGUGAUGAGCCAGCGCGAGUUGGUGGCGUGGCAGCGCAUGAUUGGGUCAUACCUAGCAUCGACGUGCGUGGAGGAGAGGGUGAUGGGUAGUGUGGUACUGCUGAGCGUGCGAGCGGACGAAUCAGGGGCUGUGGUGGCGGAGCGAGGUGCACGCACGAAACCGAGCCAGCCAUGGGCAGCGACGGCGGACAAGUCGAGUUUGGUGUUACUGGAUGCAUCGGAUUUCUCGCAGAUUGUCAGGUUCGCUGAGCCUCUGCCGAUGGGAUGGACGCAGGCAGUUGGCGGAUCGCAGACGGCGGGCCAAGAUGAGGAGCAAGGGGAGGAGGGGGAGGAGGAGGAGGAGAAGGAGGAGGAGGAGGAGGAGGAGAAGGUAGACGGAGAGGAACAGGACAUGGAUGCAAUGGCCUUGCCUAUUGCUACUGCCAUGCUCGUGCAUCGCUCGCGCCCUAACCUGUUGAGCCGCAGCGCCAAGCAUCGUCUGGAUGGAGGCGCGUCGGCGAGCCAGGUUUUGGCUGUCGACAUGCUGCACAAGUGGAUCGCAACGGCAACGAUACCGCAGCUGCCGCGGGCCGAGGAUGCCAAACAGGAAGCGGAGCAGGACGAUGCAAUGGAUGCGAUCCUGCGCAGCCUGCACCGACUGCGCCUGCUGAGCGAGGAACGACACCAGCUGCCUUGGCCGUAUAGCGCCCAACCUUGGUCCGUGGCUAGUGUCAACACGCUGGCUGCCUGUCUGGACGGAGUGGUUCUGGCAGAUUGA